Messenger RNA from Dracunculus medinensis (Guinea worm), 11739 nucleotides. The record is from the annotation of a GenBank genome assembly. NCBI's taxonomy places the organism in Eukaryota, Metazoa, Nematoda, Chromadorea, Rhabditida, Dracunculidae.
AUGAAGCUGAAUAUAAGCGAAGGCAUAAGUCAACGGUUGUAUAAGCAUGAUUCUAUUUUAGCGAAAGUUCAAGUUCCACAAGUGAAUCGUUCAGGCUAUGAAAGUCCGUCGAAUGCACAUCCAGAAGAUUACGAUGAAUUCACAGAUCCUACGUUAUUUUUUGAACGGAAUCGGAUAAAACAAUUACAAGAAGAGCGAAUUCACAUACAAAAAAAGACAUUCACCAAAUGGUGUAAUUCGUUUCUAACUAGAGCAAGAAUGGAAAUACUGGAUUUAUUUAUCGAUGUAGGUGAUGGUGUCAUAUUGAUGAAAUUAUUAGAGAUAAUCUCAGGUGAAAAACUUGGGAAGCCGAAUCGUGGAAGAAUGCGAGUACAAAAAAUAGAAAAUUUAAAUACCAGUCUUGAUUUUUUGAAACGGAAACGUAUACAACUAGAAAAUAUUGGUGCUGAAGAUAUUUUGGAUCGAAAUGAACGGCUUAUUCUUGGUCUCAUAUGGACGAUCAUUCUUCGUUUUCAAAUUGAUACAAUAUCCAUUCCUAUGGACGAAGAAUCUGGUGAACGUAAACAUGCAAAAGAAGCAUUAUUGCUUUGGUGUCAACGGAAAACAGCUGGUUAUGCCAACGUUAAGAUUGAAAACUUUACAACUUCGUGGCGUAAUGGUCUUGCAUUCAAUGCUCUUAUCCAUGCUCAUAGAUCGGAUUUAAUAAGAUAUGAGGAACUUUCACCUCAAGAUCCAAUCGGUAACCUGAAUAAUGCUUUUGACAUUGCUGAGAAAAAGUUGGAAAUAACACGCUUGCUUGAUGCGGAGGAUGUAAAUGUAGCACAUCCUGAUGAAAAGUCCAUUAUUACCUAUGUCUCUUUAUAUUACCAUUAUUUUGCCAAGCAGAAAUCUGAAAUGACUGGUGCAAGGAGAGUUGCUAAGAUUGUUGGCAAUUUGAUGUCAUCGGACCAACUUCAAGAAGAUUUUGAGGCUCUUUGUUGCGAUCUUCUUCAAUGGAUUCAACAAACGAUAUUGAUUCUGAAUGCUCGUCGUUUUCCAAAUUCGCUCAAGGGUAUUCAAGAUGAGCUAGUUCGCUUUAAAAACUAUCGAACGCAGGAAAAACCACCAAAAUAUAAGGAAAAAGGUGAUUUGGAAGCACUAUUUUUCACUAUACAGACAAAAAGAAAAGCAAUGGGAAGAAGUCCUUAUUUACCCCCACAAGGUUUACUUAUGCAUGACGUUGAAUCAGCUUGGGGUUUAUUGGAUCAUUCUGAAAAUGACCGACAGUUGGCAUUAACUGUGGAACUUAGACGUCAAGAACGUUUGGAACAUAUGGCUCAUAAAUUUGAAAGAAAGGCUGCUUUACGUGAUUCAUGGUUAAAAGAAAUGAAUAGCGUUUUGCAAGACUUUGAUUUUGGUCGGACAGUUGCUCAGGUUGAAGCAGCACUUAAGAAACAACAAGCUAUCGCUGCUGAUAUUCUUCCACAAGAAGAUAGGUUCAAGUCAUUAUCAUUAAUGGCAAACGAAUUAUCACACGAGAAGUAUCAUGAUUAUGAGCGUAUUAAAAUGCGCGAACGAAACAUACUGGAUAAAUGGUCACAGCUUCUUGCUGCGUUAGCGUCUCGUCGUAAAGCUCUUAUGUCACUGAAUGAUCUCAUGCAGUUGUUGCGAGAUAUUGAUACUUUAUCUUCAGAAAUGAGAUUUUUGGAGACGCAGUUUCUGAAUCGUGAUAUUGGAAAACAUUUGGUUGGUAUAGAGGAUCUUCUUGAAAAGCAAGAGAUUCUGGAAGCCCAGCUGAACUUACAAGGUGAUCUGUUAAAAAAUGUUACGUCUCAAGCUUUGACCUAUAUUCGAGAAAAAGGCGAGCAGUAUGAUGUUCUACAACGUAAGCUGGAUGAUGCUAGCUCAAUUUAUGAAAGUGUGGUCGAUCUCUGUCGCCAGAGACGAAUGGCACUUCACAGAGCACGUGAUCUUUAUCGUUUCAUUCAAGAUCAUGAGGAGGAGGUGAAUUGGUUGAAGGAAAAAGAAGAUUUAUGUUUAUCAGUCUUAAACAAUCGUGAUUUAACUGCAACACCUCAGUUUCGUCGUAUUUUCAAGAACCUAGAAACCGAAAUGCAAGGGCAUUGGCAACGUUCCAAAGGCGUGAUAGCUGCAGGUGAACACCUAUCAUCUGGCCAAAAUAAGGAUGACAUCAAAUCGCGCAUAGUCACUUUGCAAAAUAAAUGGGAGCAACUUCGAAAGACAAUGGAAGUAGUUAGUCGGUGGUUGCGUGAAGCGGAACAAGUUCAUCAAUACUUCCAUGAUGCUAAUGAAGCAGAAAGCUGGAUUCGAGAGAAAAUGCCUUUAGUGAAAAGCGAUGACUAUGGUAGAGAUGAGCAAGCAUCUGAAAGCUUGCUUUUAAGACACACGCGCCUAGAAGAGGAAAUCCACGCAUAUCGGGCGGACAUGAUUCGUUUAGAUGAGGUUGCUGCAGAAUUAGGAAAUGUUGAAUUUGUUGCUGGCAUGGGAGUUCAAGUGGAAGAACAAAUUGAAGAAUUAAUUGUGCCUCAAAUUAGGAUGCUAUUUCCAUUUUUAAGCAAUCAUAUUUCUACUAAAAAGGAUGAGGUUUUGGCGCUAGUUGAAAAAACAAAUAACGAUUGGUGGCGAGUUUUAAAGCAGGAUGGUGUUGAAGGUUAUGUACCUGCCAAUUACUGUCGGGUGAUUGAUGGCGAAACGGUUAGAAUAGCGCAAACAAUCAGAAAGUCUAGACGUGGCUCUCAAGAAUCCAAAAAUGCCAUUAUUCAAAGGCAGGAAACAAUUAGCGCUGAUUAUUGCAAACUUUGUAACCUUGCUCAGAUACGAAGGCGUCUCUUGAGUGAUAUGAUAAAACUAUACAAAUUUUUGCGUGAAUGUGAUCAGUUUGAAAGCUGGGCGAAAGAAACUGAGGGUGCUUUGGCAGAUAAUGCAGCAACUGAAAACGUUCCAGCAUUUCGUAAAAAGUUUGAUAAACUUGAAAGUGAAAUAAAAAGUGGAGGAAAAUCACAAAUAAAGCGUAUCAAUGAUAUAGCAAAUGAUUUAACGAAUGAAGGACACAGCCAUUGCGACGAAAUUCGUCGUCGUCAAGAAGCUGCGAAUCAUCUGUGGAACCGUAUUCAGAAUAUGCAAAAAAUCAAACAGAAGCAAUUGGAAACAGCUGAACGUAUAGCUACUUUCAAUGAGUAUUGUGAAGAAGCUCGUUCAUGGAUGCAAGAUAAAUUCGACUUACUCAAUCAGAAAGUAGAUCCAAGUGAUGCAAAAGCUGUUCAAGCGCUUCAGAAACGUUAUCAGAAUCUAGGCAAAGAUUUGAAGCCACUUGAAGACAAAAUUCAUUACCUUCAGCAGUUGGCUAACGAAGUCAAAAAGGAACAUCCAGGUGAAGCAGCAAAAAUUGAGGCAAUGGUAAAAGAACUUAAUGUGAUGCAUUCCGAAUUGCAGAAGAAGGCAGCAGCUCGUAUAGAAGAGGCAGAGCAGACCCAGGGACAUCAAAUGUUUGACAAUGCUGUUAAGAAUUUGCUAGUUUGGAUAGAAAAAACAAGGAUGGCUCUUGCGGAUAAUACGCGACCUGUUGAUGUCGAUUCAGCAGAGAAUUUGUUGCGAAAACAUUAUAAACUAAAUGAUGAAAUCAUCGGUAAAAAAUAUGAAUUUGGUUAUGUUCGCGAUUUAGGCAGUCGGCUUCUGCUAAAAAGUAUAUCCUUAACAGAUGUGAAAGAUAAAUUAACCAAGUUAGACGAUGCUGAAAAUUCACUAAUAACUCAGUGGAAAGAAAAGGAACGUCGUUUAAAAGAUUCACUUGACGUACAGUUAUUAAAUAGCGAAGCAGAGUAUAUUGAUGCUGCAACAAAAGGUCAUGAAGCUUUCCUAGAGUUCGCAAAUCUCGGAGAUACCGUGGAAACGACUGAAAAUCUUCUUAAACGCCAUUCCGAUUUUGAAGCGAAAUUAGCGGCCCAAGAAGAUCGCUUGAAAGCCUUUUCCAAGAAUGCUGAUAUGUUGAUUCGACGUGGUCAUAGUGAAUCUGCCUUUAUUGAGCAGCGACGUAAUGAUGUUUUGGCUCGGCGUACUGCAGUGCAUGUUGCCGCUGCUAAACGGCGAUCGAAGUUGGAAGCAUCACUGAUUGCUAAGGACGAUUCUCAUAAAGAUAUUGCAUCCCUUGCACUGAAACUCUUGAAACAUUCGGCCUUUGAAGCAGAACUGAGAUCAAAUUCAGCUCGACUUGAUCAACUUAACAAUGAUGGGAAAACUCUCAUCGCGCAACAACAUUACGAAUCUCGUUCAAUUCAACGAUUGUUAGAUCAUCUGAAUACUGAAUGGGAAGAAUUGUGCAGAGCAGCCAAAGCUAAAGGCGAGAAAUUGCGUCAAGCUGAGGAUCAAAAAGGAUUAAAUGUUGUUAUCGAUGAUGCUUAUCUGCGAUUAGAUGAAAUACAAAAUGCGCUUCAGUCAAGGGAUCUUGGUUCCGAUCUGCGUGGUGUUAAGGACCUUAUUCAAAAACAUGCCGUCAUUGAAAAAGAAAUGACAAUGUUUGAAACUAGAAUUACGGAGAUCGUAGAAAAAGCGGAACAUAUGGUAAAGAAUGGUCAUUUCGAUGCUGAUUCUAUCAAAAAAUCGAUCAGUAAUCUCGACGAGCGAUAUAAAUCACUUGAAUUACCUUUGAAAGAGCGUCGGUUUACCUUAGAAGAAAGCUUAAAAUGCCAUAAGCUUGCUUUUGAUAUUGACUGUGAGAUGCACUGGAUUGCCGAAAAGGAACCAAUGGCUGCGUCCGAUGAUACUGGGCGAUCAUUGACAGAGGCCAAAAAUAUGCAAAAAAAACAUGAACAACUAGAAGCUGAAGUAAAUUCUCGACUACCGCAUGUUGAAGCAACUUUAAAACGCGGUGAUAUUUUAAUUAAAGAGAAACAUUAUGCUCAUGAACAGAUCAGUGCAAAGUGUAAACAGUUGUCUGGUGCGUGGGCACAUCUUAGUCAGCUAAUUCGUAGAAGGCAAAGGCUCUUGGAUUGGGCUUUAAAGGAAGAACAAUAUCUAUUUGAUGCAGCGGAGGUAGAAUCAUGGAUGAAUGAAAAACAUGCAACGCUUUGUUCAGAAGACUAUGGUCAGGACGAAGAUGCUGCUCUGAAAUUAUUAACGAAACAUAAAGCAUUGCAAGCUGAUAUGAGCGCAUAUAAAAAAUGGCUGGACAAUUUGGCUGUAAAAUGUGGUGAGCUGAAAAAUUCUCUCAGAUCUAGCAAAGAACGAUUCAUCAAUCGGCAGUUGGAAUUAGAAAAAGAGUUUGAUGCUUUAUCAAAUGCAGCUGAUGACAGACGUCGUCAGCUGGAAAAUGCCGUUCAUCUAUACCAGUAUUUGAGGGAAAGUCACGAUCUUGAGGCUUGGAUUAACGAGCAGUUACAGAUUGCUAUGAGCGAAGACUAUGGACAGGAUUAUGAGCAUCUUAAGGAGUUACAAAGUCGUUUCGAAGAAUUUAAACAGAGUGUGAAAACUGGAAGUGAAAGAUUCGUUCACUGUGAAUCAGCUGCUAAUUCACUGCUUAAACGCAAUCCACCUUUUGCCAGAGAUAUACUAAUGCGUCAAGAGAAACUGAGGGCAGUUUGGACAUUGCUUCUUGAUUAUAUUGAGAGUCGCGAUCAAAAAUUGGAGGCAGCUGAAGAAUUGCAUAGAUUCAACCGAGAUGUCGCAGAAAAUCAGGAACGGAUAGCUGAUAAGCAUGCAGCUAUCCCUUCUGAGCUUGGGAAAGAUAUCAAACAAGUUCAUUCGUUGUGGUUGAAGCAUGAAGCUUUUGAAAAUCAGCUUGGCGCUAUGGAACAACAGCUUCAGGCCUUACUGGAGGAAAGUGCUCGCUUAAAGGAAGCUUAUCCUGGUGGUAAUGCAGAACAUAUUGCCGCGCAACAAACUUCUCUUGCAGAAGCUUGGCAGGAUCUUCAAGAUGCUACAGUUUGUCGUCGGGAUGCUCUGAAGGCCGCUUAUGAUUUGCAACGUUUCUAUGUCAAUGCUAGAGACUUGAUUGCAUGGACAGAGGUGAUUAUAACAGAUAUGCAAAGCGAACAAGCAGUCCAUGAUCUACAAGGUGCUGAAUGGCUUCAAAAAGAGCAUUUCCGUCUUCAGGCAGAAAUCGAGGCUCGUGAGCCAGAAUUUGCUCGACUUGCUCAACGUGGACAGCAGAUGAUUGCGAAAGAACAUUAUGCAAGCUCCGAAAUUGUUGAAAAACUCAAGCAGGUUGAAAAUGCAUUAGGUCGAGUGCGUAAUGAAUGGUCAAUGCGUAGCGAUUGGCUUGCCCAAGUGCGUGAGUGGCAUGCCUUUCAGAGAGAAGCAAAACAAACUCUAGGGGCAAUAGCAGCUAGACAGAGUACUCUUAGGUGCGCAGAGGUCGGAGGUACAGUAGAGGACGUGGAAAAUCAAACCAAAAAGCUGGAAACUUUCCGGAAAGCACUAAAUAUCCUUGAUGACCGCGUUGUAGCUCUUCAAAAGACAGCAAAACAUUUAAUAAGCACUCGUCACAUGGAGUCAGCUAAGAUCGAUCAGUGGACUAGACAAGUUGACGCCAGUCUUGCUCAGCUUUGCGCUGAAAUCAAUGUUCGUGAAGGUAUUCUAACAGAUUCACUCAAGCUUGCUCGUUUCAUUAGCGAUGUGGCCGAAAUGGAAAACUGGAUUAUCGAGAAACAAAAACGAAUCAGUUUAGAAGCAGAUCGUCAAGCGAAAUUAAGUAGUAUCGAAGAUAAAGUUAAGCGGCUGCAAAAGCAUCAAGCGAUGGAAGCCGAAUUGUCAGCGAAUGAACCGCGCGUUCAGCAGAUUCGUUUACAAGCAAAAGAUCUGGCUACUCGACCAACUUCGGAUAGCCAUGAUAUUAAUAAAAAAUGUAAUGAGCUACUCGAUAAAUGGAAUGAAUUGGUGGCUAUGUCUAAAGAUCAGAGUAGUGCUCUUGAAGAAGCCCGUGAUCUUUUAAAUUUCAAUCAACUUGUUGAGCGAGUGUUGCAAUGGGUUAAGGAGAAAGAACUUCUGGUAAAUGCAGCGGCGAUGGGCCGUGAUAUGGAGCACUGUCACUUGUUGCUGGAAAAACUGGAUGGAUCUAAGGCAGACGCAAGUGUGGAUGAGUCGUCGCUUGUUUCUGCAAAUCGUCUUGGUGACAAACUAAUCGCUCAAGGUCGAUCAUCGCAAAAAGUUGUUCAACAGCAAUUACUUGAACUUAAUGAUGCAUGGAAAUCUCUCCAAGGCAAACUUUUGCGUUAUCGGUCGCAAUUGCGUGCUGCAUUAGAAGUACAUGCUUUUAACCGUGAUGUGGAUGAUACAUGUGAUCGAAUUCAAGAAAAACUCGGACUUGUGACUAGCGAUGAUCUAGGGAAGGAUUUACACGGUGUUGAGGCGCUUAUUCGUAAACAGGAAGCAAUUGAACGAGAUAUGGGUGUUAUACAUGAAAAAUUAAGGGUUCAUGAUUCGGAUGCGCAAAAACUUUUGAGUAGGAAUCCUCCUUUACGUGAGGGUAAUCAGUUGAUCGCAUCAGGUGAACUGCAUCGAUUCUUUGAUGCAGUAAGAAAAGCUGAAGCGCGCUCUGUGGAUAUGCUUACUCAAAUAAAUGCUCAUGAAGAACCUGAAUCGGUCGUAAAAGCAGAUUCACUUAUUGCCAAUCACAUCGAAAAGCUUGCAGAAAUCGAUGGUCGUCAGCGUGAAAUGGCAGAAUUACGUGAGUGGGGUACAAAACUUAUUUCCGAGCAACCAGACCAUAAAGGAGAAAUUCAGCGAGUUCUUAAGCGCUUACAGAAUAUUGAGCAUCAAUUAAGACAAGCUUGGGAGGCGAAAAACAAUGCACUUGCUAAGACGCGUCGACGAAAGCUUUUUACAGAUCAGGCUAAUCGUGCAGAGCAGUGGCUUACAUCUAAAGAGGCAUUUUUAAAUCAGGCUGAUCUGGGAGAAAGCGUUGAUGCCGUUGACAUUCUUCUUAAAAGUCAUAAUGAUUUUGAAAAAACGCUUGUUGCUCAGAGCGAUAAAAUCGAUGUCUUAAGGAAUAGCGCAGAGGAACUUAUGCAAAAUGAUAUUGAAAAUCGUGAUGAAAUUGAAAAGCGACGGGAUAAUGUCGUUGCUCGACACGCUGUACUCUUGGAUUCUUGUAAACGUCGACAUGCUCUUCUUAUCGAAUCUCGUAAAUUGCAUGAAUUUAUCGACAGCUGCGGCGAACUUAUGACUUGGAUCAGUGCAAAUAUACAACUUGCUUACGAUGAAAGCUUUCUCGAUCAGACCAAUUUACGAGCGAAAUUGCAAAAACAUUUGGUGUUCGAUGCGGAACUCGAUGCUAAUGAAGGGCGUAUUAAAACAAUAGUUGAUGUCGGUGAAAAGUUGAUUAAUGAGCAGCAUUAUGCAUCAGAUCGCAUUGCUUUGCAAAUUAGUGAAAUCAAAGGCGGUUGGAAGGAAUUGAGAAGAAAAUCAGCUUUGAAGAAACGUCGACUUUGUGAAGCCAGUGAGGCAUAUCAGUUGAACCGACGUAUUGAAGAUUUGGAACGAUGGCUGGAAAGAGUAGAAAAUGAUCUUUCAAGUGAAGAUCAUGGUAAAGAUUACAUUUCGGUGCAAAUGUUGAUUAAAAAACAUGAUGAUCUGGCCGCUGAAAUUGAAUCGAGACGCGAUAGCGUAAUCGAAAUUGUGGAAAAGGCGCGAGAAUUCGAAAAACAAGGUUACGCGGCUGCUCAAGAUUCCGUUCAAAUGGCAAAGACAGUAGAAAUGCGUUAUAAUAGUCUGAAAAAACCUUGCCAAAUCAGAAGAGAUAAUCUUCGCGAUGCUUUUGCCUUCUAUAAGUGGAACUCAGAAGCUGAAGAGCAAAUCGAAUGGCUGGGAGAUAAACUUAGGCAAUUAAAAAGCACCGAUUAUGGUGAUACACUGCAUGCUGUUCAAUCCCUGACUAAGAAACACUCACAUUUGGAAGAGGAAGUUAACACUCGACAGUUAUCAUUAUCUGAUGUUGAACGACAAGGUUUGGAAAUGGUGAAAUCCUAUCAUUUCGCAUCCGAAGAUAUUGAAAAAAAAGUUGAUGAAUUAUCUUCACUGGUUCUAUGUGUAAAGCAGCUUAUACAAGAACGAACACUGAAAUUGGCGGACUCUUUGAAAAGCCAGCAGUAUUAUGCGGAAGCAAGUGAAGCAGAGCAGUGGAUGCGUGAACGUCUUCCACUUAUUUCAAACCAAGAUACUGGUCGCGACCAAGCGGCUGCUGAUGCGCAUCUUAGGAGGCAUGCAAUUCUUGAAAGUGAUAUUGAGAAUUUUUAUGCAGAAAUUGACAGGCUAAGCAAAAACACUGGAGAAAUGAUUGGUAAUGGCCAUUUCGAUGCGGCGAAUUUAACAGCAAAGCAAGUUAAACUGCGACAGUUAUAUGAUGAGCUUCGAACCAGAUGUGCUCAAAGGCGCAUUCAAAUUGUGAAUGUUAGCCGAUACUGCGGUUUUGUUCGCCAAAUUGACGAUCUCUAUCACUGGUUGAAUGAACGAUUAGAAAUUACUAAGCAGGAAAACUAUGGUCGGGAUCUGGAAGAAUGCCAGAAAUUAGUAGCUGAUUUUGAUCAAGUGGUUCGGGAACUGGCGUCAGCUGGUGAAAGGGUAGCAACGGUCCAGAGAACACAGGAAGAACUACUUCGAAGUGGUCAUCCAUUUGGAGCUUCAAUUCGAGCAAAAGGCACAGAUUUACAGCAGCUCUGGUCAUUGGUUAAUGACGCAGCUAAUGAAAGACAUUUGGCUUUACAAGGAGCCAUACAAGUGCAUAAAUUCGAUCAAGAUGCUGACGAGACAUUGGGCUGGUUGGAAGAGAAAGAAGCGUUACAGGUUGCAAUGGAAUCAGAAAAUCUCGAUAGAGCAGAUAUUCCUACUUUGAAGCAGCUUAUGCUGAAACAUGACGAAUUUGUUCAUGGUGUACUUGCAGUCGAAAAGCAGGUUAAUGAUUUAUGCAAAGAAGCAGAGCGUCUAAUUUCUCUUUAUCCUGAUACCAGACAACAUUUGGAAGUUAGGCGCAUGGAAAUGGAAGAGCAAUUGAAGGAUGUCAUGAAUGCAUCUAAGAAAACCCUAGAGAAACUGCAGCAGAUGCAGAAUUUGCAGUCUUAUUUUCAGGAGCAACGGGAUCUUAUAGCGUGGAUAAAAAAACUUCAGUUAUCGAUUACAAGCGAAACUUUACCAAAUGACGUGGACAGUUGUCAUGCACUUAUGAGCCGUCACAUGGAAUACAACUCUGAAAUUGUUGGUCGCCAACCUACAGUGGAUGAAUUUAUCAGAAAAGGGCGAAGUAUGAUCUCGACUCAACAUGUUUUGUCGUAUGAGAUCUCUUCUAAGAUCAAACAACUUAUAUCUUCUUUCGAUUUGCUAAACGAGAUUUGGAAAGAUAGACUCACUCUAUAUGAGGAAAAUUUGGAUGUGCAACAGUGGAAACGCGAUGCUAACGUGUUAGAUUCGUGGUUGAAUGAGAAAGAGAAUUUGCUGAAUGAAGAAUGGAGAAAAGUAGAUAGUGUUGAUGAUGCUGAUAAUAAAAUCAGAAACUUUGAUGACUUCCUGAUAACAUUGGAUGCGCAAGAGGAAAAAUUCGAUGCACUUAGAAGACUCACGUUACUUGAAAAAGCUUAUUCACAACAACGAAAAAAGGAAGCUGAAAGAAUUCGUGUUGAUGAUAACAGAAUUGAUCCAAAGAAAGAGACCAUCAAGACAUUUGAAAAACAGAACAAACUACAAGAUCGACGAAAGGAACGUGAACGACGCAUGACGCAAGAAGUUUCAUUGCUGAAACCAAGUCCAUCGUUUACUGAAGCACAGAUGCAAUGUGCAUCUCGCACAUUACCUCAUCCUCGGCGUGGUACAGAACCAGUACCUCCAGCUCGUAAUACUUCUUUCGAAUCCAAGGAAACCAUAAAUAUUGGAACACUGGAUUCAUCAACAGCAGAUCUUGAUAAAGCGCAUUCACAUGCUUCAUUAUCUAUAGUUAGAAAUGAUGUUACACCUCUGUCAUUACAACGAGUCAGAUCGGCUAGAAAAACACCUUCAUUUACAACAAGACGGUCACAUCCCAUGAAAAACGUCGAAUGGAAGGAUUAUGGAAGUAUAGAUAUGCAUGGUCACUUGGAUCGAAAGCAGAGCUUGCAAAGUGGAGGUAAAAGGGCAACGAUACGAACGUGGAAGCGCUAUUACACAAUUUUAUGUGGACAACUCUUAUGUUUCUUCAAAGAUGAGGAAUCAUUUAUGACAAAUUCAGCAGCAUCUGCACCUAUAAAUAUUCUUAAUGCUGAUUGUAGUGCUUAUCCAGAAUAUAUGAAAAAGAAAAAUGCGUUUAGACUGAAGAUCCAAGAUGGCUCAGAAUAUCUUUUCUCAUGUUCUGAUGAAAAAUUGAUGCUGGAAUGGGUGGCGAAAAUCAAAUUUCAUGCAUCGUUGACACCAUCUCAGCAGCUUCGUAGCUUUGAUAUGGGCGAGGCUCCACCAACUCAUGCUCCACCUCCUCGACCGAAUGAUUCUCUUCGGCGUCAUACAACUGAAGUUGGCUCCUCGGAACAACGAACAUUGCAUUAUUCCGAAAAUGAAAUAGAAAUAAAUGGAGCGGCAGACCGAGAUUCGGGAUCAAUAGGUUCUUCAGGUCAUGCAGUUUCACACAGCAAAGUAGAGGAUAAUGAUUUUGUUGCUUGGGUUGAAUCCCACGACUAUUCACGUAUUUCUUCAGCCACACCGCCUCUACCACCUGCGCACAAUGACGAUACAGAGUCCGUAAAAAGUAAACUCAUUUUUCUCGAAUUUUUCAAAUUUUUCGAAAACUGA